This is a messenger RNA of Mangifera indica (mango), 1236 nucleotides long. Its product is annotated as xylan glycosyltransferase MUCI21-like. The transcript has a single exon. The record is from RefSeq and is a predicted model, not a curated record. Gene Ontology annotation, molecular function: glycosyltransferase activity. NCBI's taxonomy places the organism in Eukaryota, Viridiplantae, Streptophyta, Magnoliopsida, Sapindales, Anacardiaceae. Bases 1 to 1236 code for a protein of 411 amino acids.
AUGUUUGCAGAUAAAAGGGAUUUCGAACGUAAAUCAACAAGCAACUGGGCACCUUUGCAAUCUCCCAAAGAGAGACGAAUCAGCUGCGAUCGCUCUCAUCACUCCUAUGAUUUAUGCAUGAUUAAUGGUCCGACUGUUUUCCAACCCACAACCUCCACUUUCUUCCUUGUGGAUCCCUCCGCCGCAUCCCGGCCUUCCCCCGUCGAAAAAAUUAGACCUUACCCUCGGAAAUGGGAGGCUUUCACGAUGAAGAAGAUCAAAGAGCUGACCAUAGCGGCGACUCCACAAACCCCAAAAUGUGAAGUACAACACAAUGUUCCUGCUCUAGUGUUCAGUGCAGGUGGGUAUAAUGGAAACUUUUGGCAUGAUUUCAACGACGGGAUAAUUCCCCUCUUUGUCACAGUCAAUUCAGUCUUUGAACAUCAAGAUUUUGUUCUUGUUAUCACCGAAGCUCGUGAUCGGUGGGUCAGCAAGUAUGAAAAUUUAUUGCAGACGUUUAGUAAGCACCCUGUCAUAAACCUGAGUAAUGAAAAUGCCACUCAUUGUUUUAAUUCUGCCACUUUGAGCCUAAUUUCGCAUGGAUUUAUGACCAUAAACCCCAAAUUGAUGCCAAGUUCACAAACUUUCGCCCAUUUUCGUGCUUUCCUGGAGAAAGCCAAUGGCCACGGCGGAAACUACCCCUCCAAGCACAUUUCUCGGCCGCGGUUGGUGUUAGCGAGUCGCAAAGGUAGUGUUGGGCGUGUUAUUUUAAACCAGGCUGAAGUUAAACGUGUAGCUGAAGAAGUAGGGUUUGAUGUAAUUGUAUUUAAGCCAACUCCAAGAACCCCAUUGGAGGAAGCUUAUGCCGUUGUGAAUUCAAGCCAUGCAAUGGUUGGGGUUCAUGGUGCAGCUCUUACACAUUCGUUGUUUCUCCGGCCGGGUUCGGUGCUGGUGCAGGUGGUGCCGUUGGGGCUUGAAGGGGUGGCAGAGAUGUGCUUUGGGAAAUCGGCUAGGGCUAUGGGGUUGGAUUACAUGGAGUAUAAGAUCAAUGCAGAAGAGACCAGCUUGGUAGAAAAGUAUGAUAAGAAUGAUUUAAUAAUAAAAGACCCAGUUGCAUUUCGAGGGAAGAAUUGGUCGGACGCCAUUAUGACCAUAUAUCUGAAGGAACAAAAUGUGAAGUUUGACUUGGUUAGAUUUAAGGAAUAUUUACAGCAAGUUUAUAUGAAGGCGAAGCAAUUCAUGGACAAGAAGGGAUAA